GCGCCGCCGCGCUCAGAGACACGCAGACACUCCGCUGCCUCCGACUUUGGAUAUUUUUAUUUUGGGGGGGGGGGUCGGUUUCUCGGAGAAGAAGCCCGGAGACAGAAAAGAAGACGUUGGAGGUAAAAAACAACAACAACAACAGAGAUUAUAAUACGGGUUCUCACGGCGGAAUGGCGGACCGGGACCCGGUGCCGCUGACUGCGGAGGUGCGGGCGAGACUGGCCGAGCUGGAGCUGGAGUUAUCCGAGGGUGACAUCACGCAGAAGGGCUAUGAGAAGAAGAGAUCCAAGCUGAUUGGAGCCUUCUUCCCCCAAACACCAGGAAUGGAGUCGUCCAUGGGCCUGGAGAGGAGAGCCCCGGUCACCCCGUCCUCGUCCUCCCGGUACCACCGCCGGCGGUCUUCCGGCUCCAGAGACGAACGUUAUCGAUCAGACGUGCACACGGAGGCGGUGCAGGCGGCGCUGGCCAAGAACAAAGAGAGGAAGAUGGCCGUGCCGAUGCCUUCGAAGCGCCGCUCGCUGGUGGUGCAGACGUCGAUGGACGCCUACACGCCGCCAGACACCUCCUCCGGCUCGGAGGGCGAGGGCCAUGGCGACGGCCGUGAAGAGGAGCGAGGAGACGGCGAGGAAGAGAACGGAGGAGGAGGAGGGGGAACCUGCUUCAGCCGGGAGGGGAGCAUCAGCAUGGAGCGCUGGAUAAACCGGGCCAUCCACGGCACCUCCUCCACCACCACCACCACCUCCUCCACGGCCUCCUCCUCCUCCUCCUCCACGCGCAGUGGGGGCAGCGGGGCGGCCGGCGGCAGGCUGGCCGACGUCCUCGCCCAACACGCCCACAUCUCCGCCCACCACCACGCCCGCCACCACCACCACCAUCACCACCACCACCGCAAGACAGAGAACCACUCCGCCCCUCCGGACGUCACCGGCUACACCAACAACACCGCCGACGGGAUCAAGGUGGAGAGAGCGCCGGGCGCCGGCACCGCCGCCCAGAGGCCGACGCCCAAGUACGGCAACGCCGAGCUGAUGGAGACCGGAGACGGUGUCCCAGUCAGCAGCAGAGUUUCAGCCAAAAUACAGCAGCUCGUCAACACUCUGAAGAGACCCAAGCGGCCGCCGCUGAGGGAGUUUUUUGUCGACGACUUCGAGGAGCUGCUGGAAGUCCAGCAGCCGGACCCCAACCAGCCCAAGGCGGAGGGCGCCCAGAUGUUGGCCACGCGCGGCGAGCAGCUGGGCGUGGUGACCAACUGGCCCCCGUCUCUGGAGGCGGCGCUGCAGAGGUGGGGCACCAUCUCCCCGAAGGCCCCCUGCCUCACCACCAUGGACACCAACGGCAAGCCGCUCUACGUGCUCACCUACGGAAAGCUGUGGUCCAGGAGCGUGAAGGUGGCCUUCAACCUGCUGCACAAGCUGGGAACCAAGCAGGAGCCGCUCGUCAGGCCCGGGGACCGGGUGGCGCUGGUCUUCCCAAACAACGACCCCGCCGCCUUCAUGACGGCGUUCUACGGCUGCCUGCUGGCCGAGGUCGUCCCCGUGCCGAUAGAAGUGCCGCUGUCCAGGAAGGACGCCGGCAGUCAGCAGAUCGGCUUCCUGUUGGGCAGCUGCGGCGUGACGGUGGCGCUGACCAGCGACGCCUGCCACAAAGGGUUACCCAAGAGCCCCACCGGAGAGAUCCCACAGUUUAAAGGCUGGCCCAAGGUGCUGUGGUUCGUCACGGAGUCCAAACACCUCUCCAAACCUCCCCGAGACUGGUUCCCGCACAUCAAGGACGCCAACCAGGACACGGCCUACAUCGAGUAUAAGACCUGUAAGGACGGCAGCGUCCUCGGAGUGACGGUCAUGAGGAUAUCGCUGCUCACACACUGCCAGACGCUCACACAGUCCUGCUCUUAUACAGAAGCCGAGACCAUAGUGAACGUCUUGGACUUCAAGAAGGACGUGGGGCUGUGGCACGCCGUCCUCACCAGCGUCAUGAACAUGACGCACGUCAUCAGCAUCCCGUACGCCCUCAUGAAGGUCAACCCCCUGUCCUGGAUCCAAAAGGUCUGCCAGCACAAAGCCAAGGUGGCGUGUGUGAAGUCGCGGGACAUGCACUGGGCUCUGGUGGCCCACCGGGAGCAGCGGGACAUCAACCUGAGCUCCCUGCGCAUGCUGGUGGUGGCGGACGGUUCGAAUCCCUGGUCGAUCUCGUCCUGCGACGCCUUCCUCAACGUCUUCCAGACUAAAGGUCUGAAGCCGGAGGUCAUUUGUCCCUGUGCCAGCUCCCCCGAGGCCCUGACUGUCGCUUUAAGAAGGCCCGUGGAGGAGGGCAGCACCCCCGCGGGCCGCGGCGUGCUGUCCAUGCAGGGUCUGAGUCACGGCGUGAUCCGGGUCGACUCGGAGGAGAAGCUGUCCGUCCUCACGCUGCAGGACGUCGGCGCCGUCAUGCCCGGAGGCACGAUGUGCGUGGUGCGACCAGAAGGAGUUCCUCAGCUCUGCAGAACCGAUGAGAUCGGAGAGUUGUGCGUCUGCACGGUCGCCACGGGAACCUCGUACUACGGCCUGGCCGGCAUGACCAAGAACACCUUCGAGGUUUUCCCCGUGACCAACGCUGGCGCCCCCGUCAGCGAGUUCCCCUUCACCAGGACCGGCCUGCUGGGGUUCAUCGGUCCCGGCGGUCUGAUCUUCGUGGCGGGGAAGAUGGACGGUCUGAUGAUGGUCGGCGGCCGGCAGCACAACGCGGACGACAUCGUGGCCACGGCGCUCGCCGUGGAGCCCAUGAAGUUCGUCUACAGGGGCAGGAUCGCCGUGUUCUCCAUCACGGUGCUCCACGACGAGCGGAUCGUGGUGGCGGCGGAGCAGCGGCCCGACGCCACCGAGGAGGACAGCUUCCAGUGGAUGAGCCGCGUCCUGCAGGCGAUAGACGGUAUCCAUCAGGUGGGCGUCUACUGCCUGGCUCUGGUGCCCUCCAACACUCUGCCCAAGACUCCCCUGGGUGGCAUCCACCUGUCGGAGACCAAGCAGCUCUUCCUGGAGGGGGCGCUGCACCCCUGCAACGUGCUCAUGUGUCCACACACCUGCGUCACCAACCUGCCCAAACCCCGGCAGAAACAACCAGAGAUCGGUCCCGCGUCCGUGAUGGUGGGGAACCUGGUGUCGGGGAAGAGGAUCGCUCAGGCCAGCGGCCGGGAUCUGGGUCAGAUCGAAGACAAUGACCAGGCAAGGAAGUUCCUCUUCCUGUCUGAGGUGUUGCAGUGGAGAGCCCAGACCACCCCGGACCACGUCCUCUACACACUGCUCAACACAAGGGGUACGAUAGCCAGCUCUCUGACGUGUGUCCAGCUGCACAAGAGGGCGGAGAAGAUCGCCGGCAUGCUGGCGGAGCGAGGCCACCUGCAGGACGGAGACCACGUGGCUCUGGUCUACCCCCCAGGCAUCGACCUCAUCGUGGCGUUCUACGGCUGCCUUUACGCCGGCUGCGUGCCGAUCACGGUGCGUCCGCCUCACCCUCAGAACAUCGCCACCACGCUGCCGACCGUCAAGAUGAUCGUGGAGGUGAGCCGGUCGGUGGUCGUCAUGACGACGCAGCUCAUCUUCAAACUGCUGAAGUCCAAGGAGGCGUCGACCGCCGUGGACAUCCGGACCUGGCCCCCCGUCCUGGACACGGACGAUUUGCCAAAGAAGAAACCUCUGCUCUACAAGCCGUCCAACGCCGACACCCUGGCCUACCUGGACUUCAGUGUCUCCACCACCGGCAUGCUCGCUGGAGUCAAGAUGUCCCACACAGCCACCAGUGCCUUCUGCCGCUCCAUCAAGCUGCAGUGCGAGCUGUACCCGUCCAGAGAGGUCGCCAUCUGCCUGGACCCGUACUGCGGCCUGGGCUUCGUCCUCUGGUGCCUCUGCAGCGUGUACUCGGGUCAUCAGUCCAUCCUGAUCCCCCCCUCCGAGCUGGAGGUGAACCCGUCCCUGUGGCUGUCGGUCGUCAGCCAGUACAAGGUCCGCGACACGUUCUGCUCCUACAGCGUCAUGGAGCUGUGCACCAAGGGGCUCGGCCUGCAGACCGACGCCCUCAAGGCUCGAGGCGUGGACCUGUCCCGCGUGAGGACCUGCGUGGUGGUGGCGGAGGAGCGGCCCCGGACGGCCCUGACGCAGUCCUUCUCCAAGCUCUUCAAGGACCUGGGCCUCCACCCGCGGGCCGUCAGCACCUCCUUCGGCUGCCGGGUCAACCUGGCCGUCUGCCUGCAGCCUCACAGGCUGGGAAAGCUUGCCGACCAGGGAACCUCAGGACCCGACCCCACCACUGUGUACGUUGACAUGAGGGCGCUGCGACACGACAGGGUCCGCCUGGUGGAGCGGGGGUCCCCUCACAGCCUGCCGCUCAUGGAGUCUGGAAAGAUCCUACCGGGGGUCCGGAUCAUCAUCGCCAACCCAGAGACCAAAGGACCAAUGGGGGAGUCCCACCUGGGAGAGGUCUGGGUGCACAGCGGCCACAACGCCAGCGGGUACUUCACGGUCUACGGAGACGAGGCGCUGCAGUCGGACCACUUCACCUCCAGGCUCAGCUUCGGAGACACGCAGAGCCUCUGGGCUCGGACCGGAUACCUGGGCUUCCUGCGCAGGACCGAGCUCACCGACGCCAGCGGAGGGCGUCACGACGCCCUGUACGUGGUCGGCGCUCUGGAGGAAGCCAUGGAGCUGAGAGGGAUGCGUUACCACCCCAUCGACAUCGAGACCUCCGUCAUCAGGACGCACAAGAGCAUCACAGAGUGCGCCGUGUUCACGUGGACCAACCUGCUGGUGGUGGUGGUGGAGCUGGACGGCUCGGAGCACGAGGCCCUGGACCUGGUCCCGCUGGUCACCAACGUGGUCCUGGAGGAGCACUACCUGAUCGUGGGCGUGGUGGUGGUGGUCGACAUCGGCGUCAUCCCCAUCAACUCCCGCGGCGAGAAGCAGCGCAUGCACCUGCGCGACGGCUUCCUGGCCGACCAGCUGGACCCCAUCUACGUGGCCUACAACAUGUAGCCGGGCGCCCCCUGGUGGAGGGGGGACGAAAGGACUAUUUUUUUUUAAAGGAAAGACGCUCCGGAAGAAUGAAGUCGGAGAAGUUAGCAACGUUUUUACUCACGUGCCGUUGACGACCGUUUCCCAGAAUCCUUUUUUUUUUUUUUUUAAGCGUUCAGGCUGUGGUUUUUAUUCGCAGGAGGCGAGAUUUGCACUCGGCCAACCCCCCCCCCCCCCCCCCCCCGAUCCAGAUCAAGGAAGUUCUUCCGUCGACUGUUUACCGGAAAAAAAUUAAAAUGGCAAUCGCGUGUCCGAGUUGGCGGACGAGAGGACAAUCGUUAGCAAAGAUUUCUGGCUUUUAAACUGCGUGUGUAUCACUUUAAGAAAAACUAUUUUUUAGCUGUUCAAGUAUUUGCUGACGUCGCUUGUUUUUGUUUGUUUUCUUACACACGUCCUCAGAAUAGUUUCGGCUAUUUUUUUUUCUAGUUUCGGAUAUUUGUACGAUAUCCACCGAUUACAAAAGAGCUAGCUGUGUUCCGAUAAGAGGGGGAGGGUCCUUCAGCUUGUUUUUUCCCGAUGAGGUACAACACGUUUUGUUUCACGCCGGCUUGUUUUUUGUUUGUUUUGUAAACGUUACGGGUUUUUUUUUUACGUUCUUUUUUCUCCGAACAAUCCAUCAAAUUCGCGCGCUAAUAAUCCGACGAGCUGCUGCUUUCAACUGCGUUUGUUUUUUGCGCGUACGAACGCGCUUCGACUGAAGCAUAAAAACCAAUACGUGAAUUCAUAUCGUGUAAGUAUGUACAAAAAGAAACCGAUUUAAUUUAUUUUGUUUCUCUUUUAAGAAGUAUACGAUGAGACGUUAAAGAAUGUUUUGCUCUUGAAUAUUUGCUAAUAUAAAAAAUAAAAAAUAAAAAGCAUUGUAUUUUGAGUGAAACGCACUCGCGUCCAAGCAUAUUAUGGUAAAAACAGAAAUAUAUAAUUAUAGUUUAUAUUAAAAAGUAAAGGAUUCACACACUACAGAAGCAAUGUUUGGUUUUUUUAACCUGCAUGUUGGUCUGAAAUGUUUAAAUCUGUUAAAUUAGAAGUUUUAUUUCACGUGAAGAGUUCUGAACCAAAACAUCAACUUUUAUUUGAUUCAUCUAAAAAAGUUCUCAUUUUCCCCCAAAAACUUAAUGCCUUUAUGCCUUUAAAUCUCAAAUAAUUCCUUCUUAUUUUUCAUUUGUGCGCUGAAUAUUAUUUUUAGAAGUAUUUACAUAAUUCAACAAUAAUCUCUUUUUUUGCACAAAUAUAUCCCUUUGUAGUUUGAGGUUAUAAAUGACAAUCAUAUAAUUAAUUACUAACUGGACUCCAACUUAAUUGAGGAGAUGUUCAGCGAUUGAGGAUGUUUGCUGACAUUUAAACAACAACCUAAAAGUUUUUAAAAACUAUUUUUUAAUCGUUAAAUAUUCGGAUCUCUCAACUUUGGAUCAGAACUCUUCAGAAAUCACCUUUUACCAGGUAAGAGUUUCUGAACCCUCUUCCUUUGAACCAGACCAACAAGCGGCACUGGACUCAUUUCGGGGCGCCGGUGAAUCGUCGGUGUGUUCCCACGGCGGGGGCGGGGCGAGCAGCCGCCAUUAUUGUAAAUAUCAGAAGUCCUUCAUAUUUUUUACACGGACAGAUCAAUCAGGGCUCCUUGAGUGAUGUCACAACAGGAAUAGAAGACAGGAAGCAGAAUGUGAAGCGUGUUCCCAGAAGCCCUUUGACCUCUUCAACCGGAAUGUUCCGGUUCCAAAACACAUGAAAAGAGGGGGGAACAACAACAAGAAAAAGCACUUUCUUCACUUUCUUUCUUUGUCUCAGUUAAAUGUUUGUCGUCCCCUCCCCGGUAUGUUUUUUUUCCUUCUUUUUUUUUAAAGGCUAAAAAGAAAAAAGAAAAGAAAGUCUUAUUUGAGUUGACAUGAAGUCUUUUAAUUAAAUAAAUAUUUCAGCAAUUUUGACAGUAAAAAUAA
Pseudoliparis swirei is the source of this 6976-nucleotide messenger RNA. Its product is annotated as disco-interacting protein 2 homolog C. The transcript is spliced from 38 exons. The record is from RefSeq and is a predicted model, not a curated record. Bases 174 to 5006 code for a protein of 1610 amino acids. NCBI's taxonomy places the organism in Eukaryota, Metazoa, Chordata, Actinopteri, Perciformes, Liparidae.